UUUUAAAUCAUUUUCAAACCACCGCGACUUUCAACUUUCAAAUACCUCCUUCAUCUUCUUCAUGCUCCCAACAUUCUCAGUCUACACGUCUUUCGAAAUUCACACCAUCCAUAUAAAUACCCUUUCCCUCUCCCUCUUUCAGUUUCACAUCACAACACCCCUUCCUUUCCUUCCCUCAAAAUGGUUGAUUUACAUUGGAAAUCAAAGAUACCUGCUUCCGACAUGUCUUCCAAAUCUCCAAAACUCUCCCUCCCCGCCAACUCCUUACCCUCUCUUCAACUACCCUUCCGCACCACAGACAUCUCUCCCGCUCCACCUGCACUCUGUGCUGCAUACGAUUACUAUCUCUCUCUCCCACAACUCAGAACCCUUUGGAAUUCAAGAGACUUUCCCAAUUGGAACAACGAACCCAUUUUAAAACCUGCCCUGCAAGCUUUGGAAGUCACCUUCCGUUUUCUUUCCAUUGUUUUCUCCGAUCCCAGGCCUCAUUCCAACCACAGGGAAUGGAACCGUGUCAUAGAGUCUCUCGCCAUUCAUCAGAUUGAGAUCAUAGCCAUGCUGUGCGAAGACGAGGAGCUCAAUUCUCAGACACGUGCCACCGUCCCAACCGCUGAUCUUACUGUAGAUAGCUCCAACAAUAGCGAGAGCCGAAGCUACAGCGAGGCCAGCCUUCUUCCGCGGCUUGCCACGUGGUACAAAUCCAAGGACGUGGCGCAGAGGAUUCUUCUCACCGUUGAGUGCCAAAUGAGGAGGUGUAGCUAUACGCUAGGUUUGGGAGAGCCGAACCUGGCGGCGAAACCGAGCCUGCUCUACGACCGCGUCUGCAGACCGAGUGAAAUCCACGCGCUCAAGACUACACCCUACGACGAACGCGUGGAGAACUACGAGAACCACGCUGUGCACGCCACGCACCAGAUUGCGGAGUCGUGGAUCCACACUUCGCGGAAGCUUCUGGAGAGGAUCGCCGAUGCUAUCCACUGUAAAAGGUUGGAGCAGGCGGCGGAGGACUGCCACGCGGUGGAGCGCAUCUGGAAGCUUCUCGCGGAGGUGGAGGAUCUUCACCUGAUGAUGGAUCCGGACGAAUUCCUGCGUUUGAAGAACCAGCUCUCGGUGCGGUCCUCGAGCGGCGAAACGGCGUCUUUCUGCUUCAGGUCAAAGGAAUUGGUGGAAGUGACGAAAAUGUGCAGAGAUCUGAGGCACAUGGUGCCGGAGAUAUUGGAGGUGGAGGUGGAUCCGAAGGGAGGACCGAGAAUUCAAGAAGCGGCGAUGAAACUGUACGUCUCGAAGAGCGCGUUCGAGAAGGUUCACCUGUUGCAGGCGAUGCAGGCGAUAGAGGCGGCGAUGAAGAGGUUCUUCUACGCGUAUAAACAAGUUCUGACGGUGGUGAUGGGAAGCUCGGAGGCCAACGGCAACCGAGUUGGGCUGAGUUGUGACUCGGCUGACUCGUUGACUCAGAUAUUCCUUGAACCGACGUAUUUUCCAAGCUUGGAUGCCGCCAAGACUUUCCUUGGGUACCUCUGGGAUAAUAACGAUUACAAGUGGCCAUAAACCCAAACUUAGAUCUUAUCAACAACAUAUCAUUUCAUCUCAUCUUAAUGUAAUUCCCUUUAGUUUCCUAGAUUUACACUUUCAGCGGAGAUCUACAAAUUCUUUUUUUCUUUUUAAAAAUUAAAUUAAAUUUUGUAAUGGGCUUCGUGGGUGUAAAAUAUAUAAUAAAUUAUUUUUCCUUUCAAAAUGAAAAUUGGCAGUGUUUACAGAUU
Molecule: messenger RNA, 1760 nt
Organism: Vigna radiata var. radiata (mung bean)
Lineage: Eukaryota; Viridiplantae; Streptophyta; Magnoliopsida; Fabales; Fabaceae
Product: nematode resistance protein-like HSPRO2
Exons: 1
Coding region: 181-1548 (455 amino acids)
Biological process (GO): defense response
Molecular function (GO): heme binding; metal ion binding
Source: RefSeq, a predicted model, not a curated record